Molecule: messenger RNA, 273 nt
Organism: Thelazia callipaeda (thelaziosis nematode)
Lineage: Eukaryota; Metazoa; Nematoda; Chromadorea; Rhabditida; Thelaziidae
Source: the annotation of a GenBank genome assembly
AUGAAGUUUUCGAGUCUAAAAUUAUGCCAAGCAGUUAGCGAAGCGCUGCUAAAAGGACGUCGCAAAAGUUUUUUGCGAAUUUAUGGAAGUGUAAUCAUCAUACAAACACUCUUUGUCAUUUACAUUGAGGAAUUCGCAAUGCCAACUCCAGAUAUAAUGUACGAUAUUCGCAUGAAGUAUUCUCAGGAAUUUAGAGAUUUCGCCCGGGGUAAUAUAUAUGGUAUCAAAGAUUUUCGUCGAAUUGGUGACGAGCUAGGAAACAGUGCAAAUUAA